This is a messenger RNA of Aphanomyces astaci, 932 nucleotides long. RefSeq lists its product as hypothetical. The transcript has a single exon. Gene Ontology annotation, molecular function: phosphatidylinositol binding; ubiquitin protein ligase activity. NCBI's taxonomy places the organism in Eukaryota, Oomycota, Saprolegniomycetes, Saprolegniales, Verrucalvaceae. The coding region runs from base 38 to 847 and encodes 269 amino acids. Gene Ontology annotation, biological process: ubiquitin-dependent protein catabolic process. The record is from RefSeq and is a predicted model, not a curated record.
GCAUGGAUGUCACCUUCCAAUCUUCAACCUCAGUCUGAUGACGACCAAAGAACACAGCGCGCGACCAUCGUGCUGCUCGUUCACCAGCGGCAAACUGUCGUGGGCAGAAGUCCGGCCGUCCAGUCUGUGCCGCGAAUCGCUCCAUUUGUUGGACACGUUGCCGCGCCUUCAAAAGCCCCUCGUGUCUGCCAAGGUACGGGGCAAGCCACAAGUGUGUCCAGACCGCCCGUCGUUCUUCUUCACCAACUACACCAUGCACAUCACAUGUCCAACGACCAACGUGUUAUGGGUCGUUCGGCAACGCUUCUCGCGGGUGUACGCCAAUCGCAAAGCGAUCCUCGAAGCGUCUUCCGAGAAGUGUUCAACCGAAGGCAAGCAGCUUCUCCGGGGCCUCAUGCGUCCACUCCAAGCGUUUCCCAAGCGACGGUUCGGCAUUGACUGCGACAGCGUCGUCACCGAACGCUCCGAGGGAUUCCGUGGGUACAUUUCGGCGCUGUUUCAUGUCCGCGAAGCAUGCAUUGUGUCGCUCGAGACGGCGGAUGCGUCGACGGCUAUGGUACUUCGACACACCAUCCAGUUGAUCGAGUCAGCCGUGGAAAUGCCAGCGCUCCACAAACAAGAAGAGCUCAAGUGGCGCGACCGACUCUGUCGCAUGCUCACCCACGACGUGUGUCCGGACGACGACGACGACGACUUGACGUGCGCCAUCUGCCUGGACGACCUGGAAGAGUCGGCGCCCGCGUUCACCAACAUCCGGCUCGGCUGCGCUCACGCGUUCCAUCACGAGUGCGUGUCCACGUGGCUCACUCGCCAUGCCACAUGCCCUCUGUGUCGUGUCAAAGUCUAGAGAUCGGAGAGCUGUCCGUCUCGACUAAGUUAUUCAUAGCUAUGACAACUGUUAUAAAGUUAUAAUGUUAUGCUCCAACAACAGU